This is a messenger RNA of Tympanuchus pallidicinctus (lesser prairie-chicken), 6453 nucleotides long. It is a transcript of the gene TMEM168, whose product is annotated as transmembrane protein 168. NCBI's taxonomy places the organism in Eukaryota, Metazoa, Chordata, Aves, Galliformes, Phasianidae. The transcript has 5 exons. Bases 530 to 2632 code for a protein of 700 amino acids. The record is from RefSeq and is a predicted model, not a curated record.
AUGUUGAUGGAAAUAGAAACAAAAGUUCUCAAAGGAAUUCUCAUUAUGGAAAUUAAUGGUAUUGUUUGUAUGUAAACUUGGUAAGAUUAGACACCCGUAGGAUUGCAGUAGUCCUCAUGUUUCAAAAUUGAGUUCAGACUGGGAAGAAGCAUAUCCUGUAAAAUAUUGAUGAUCUCUAGUGAGAUCUCCAUAGAUCUCACCUAAAAUAUGACUGUGUGUUCUGGGCUGAAUUGGAAACAAGGAAGGUGAUUAUUCCCCUCUACUCUGCCAUCAUGAGGCCCUAUCUGAAAUACUGUGCCCAGGUCUGGGGUCCCCAGCAUUCAGAAGAUGUGGAACUGUGGGAGCAUGUUCAGAGGAAGCCUCAAAGGUGGUCAGAGGGCUGGAGCACCUCUCCUACGGCACUUCAGUGAUUCUGGACCACUGUUGCUGAAAUGAUACUACAAAAAGCAGUUGUCACACUGAAUUUGUUGGAUGAAACCCCAAUAUUUUCUUUUACUCAAGUGGGUAAAAACCCCUAACUGCAGUUUACAUGUGUGGGUCAAUACGUUACUGCGUUAGUCAUUGUCUCUAUGCAGCAAUGACAAGGCUGGAAGAAGCAAACAGAGAAGUGAACAUGCAUUCAUCAGUCAGAUAUCUUGGCUAUCUUGCCAGAAUCGACUUGCUGGCUGCCGUUUGUAUGGGCCUUUAUGUCAGGUGGGAAAAAACUGCAGAUGCGCUGAUUUUGGUAAUAUUUAUUCUUGGACUGUUUGUUCUUGGAAUUGCCAGCAUACUGUACUACUAUUUUUCAAUGGAAACAGCAAGUUUGAGUCUCUCCAAUCUUUGGUUUGGUUUUUUGCUUGGCCUUCUCUGUUUUCUCAAUAAUUCUGCCUUCAAAAAUGAUGUGAAAGAAGAAGCUACUAAAUAUCUACUCCUUUCUGCCAUUGUUUUGAGGGUACUAUGUUCUUUGGUUGAGAGGAUUUGUGGAUGUAUCCAUCAUCGACCGACUCUGCUGACAACAGUUGAAUUUUUGGAACUAGUUGGAUUUGCAAUUGCCAGCACAACUAUGCUGGUAGAAAAAUCUAUGAGUAUUAUUCUGUUGGUUAUAGCUUUGGCCAUGCUGAUUAUUGACUUACGUAUGAAGUCUUUUUUGGCAAUUCCAAAUUUGGCCAUUUUUGGAGCCAUUGCAUCCUUACUCUUUUUUCCAUCACUGCAAAUUCCCACAAACCCUUUUGCCUUGGCCUGUUUCUUCAGCUGCCUGAUUUCGGAUCCCCUCCUCGAUGUCUACUUCAGUGGACUUUCAGUUACAGAACGAUGGAAGCCCUACCUGUACCGUGGUAAAAUCUGCAGAAGGCUUUCUGUCAUCUCAGUGGGAGUCAUUGAACUAAUCUUUUUCAUUCUUGCUGCCUUCAAGCUACGGUAUUUGGAUCUCUGGUACUUUGUGAUACCUGGCUUUUCUAUCUUUGGUAUUUUUUGGAUGAUCUGUCACGUGAUCUUUUUUAUAACUCUUUGGGGAUUUCACACAAAGUUAAAUGACUGUCAUAAAGUGUACUAUACCCACUGUGCAGAAAACAACAGCCUUGACAGAGUUAUGGCAUCUAAAGGAAUGCGUCACUUCUGUUUGAUUUCAAAACAGCUAGUAUUUUUCAGCCUUCUCGCAACUGCUGUUUUGGGGGCAGUUUCUUGGCAACCAUCCAACGGGAUCUUCAUGAGUGCAUUUCUCAUUGUUUUGCCUCUGGAGUCCAUGGCUCAUGGGCUGUUCCAUGAGUUGGGGAACUGUCUGGGAGGAACGUGUGUGGGGUAUGCUGUUGUGGUUCCCACCAACUUCUGCAGUCCUGACGGCCAGCCAACUCUUCUUCCACCUGAUCAUGUGCAAGAAUUAAACCUGAGAUCUACAGGCAUGCUUAAUGCCAUCCAAAGAUUUUUUGCAUAUCACAUGAUUGAGACAUAUGGUUGUGACUACUCCACAAGUGGACUGUCCUUUGAUACCCUUCACUCCAAGAUCAAGUCUUUUCUUGAACUUCGGACCGCAGAUGGACCCAGACAUGAUACAUAUAUUUUAUAUUACAGUGGUCACUCACAUGGCUCUGGGGAAUGGGCACUGGCAGGAGGUGAUGCUUUGCGACUUGACACACUUUUGGAGUGGUGGAGAGAAAAGAAUGGCACUUUUUGUUCUCGACUCAUCAUUGUUCUGGACUGUGAGAACUCUCAGCCUUGGGUUAAAGAAGUAAGAAAAGUAAACGACCAGUACGUCGCAGUGCAAGGAGCAGAGAUGGCCAGAGUUGUAGAUGUUGAGGAAGCAGACCCUCCACAGCUUGGAGACUUCACCAGGCAAUGGGUUGAGUACAACUGUAACCCUGACAGUAACAUCAGCUGGUCAGAAAAGGGACGUACAGUGAAAGCGGUGUACGGCGUGUCGAAACGCUGGAGUGACUAUACUCUGCACUUGCCAACAGGAAGUGAUGUUGCCAAGCACUGGAUGAUCUAUUUCCCACGUGUUACCUAUCCAUUAGUGCAUCUGGCAAACUGGUUUUGCGGUCUCAAUAUGUUCUGGGUCUGUAAAGCGUGUUUUAGGUGCUUGAAAAGAUUGAAAAUGAGUUGGUUUCUUCCUACAGUGUUGGACACGGGACAGGGUUUCAAACUCGUCAAAUCCUAAUUAGGAACCAAAGAGAAAAUGAAGUGAGGGCUCUGGGAACUUCCUCACAGGUUUUUUUAUAUGACUGUUUUCUUUGAAUAAAUCUGCUGCACUCACUUUGUUCAGCUCUUUGAGCAGCUACAGUAUAUGCAACAGUUAGAAACUGCAGUCUUAAACAGAAGAGGGUAGGACUAUAAUAUUUGUGUUUUGUUACUGGACUAUAUGUACAUAUGUAAGAGACUUCAUGAGACCAUGCAUUUUGGCAACAGUUUGCAUGUUCAUGUGUGCUACUUAAAGCAGCCUUUGUUCAGAAUUACCAGCGUGAAAGACAACAGCUCAUAUGAAUGUUAGAGCAUGCUUUUUUGUCAUUUAUAUCACUGUAAGAUUCAAGUACAGGAAAGGAAGCAAGCUAAUACUUAAAAUAUAUGUCCUUGAAGUUAUUUGGUGGGUUCAAGGAUAUUAUAGCACUGAGCCAAAAUUAAAAGAGAAGAAUGAGAAAUCAGUGUAGGUAAGUUGCAAGGGUCUUUAAUUUUAUUUUGUUACAUCUUCAGCUCCCACCUCGUUUUCUGCUGCCAUUGGUGGAAAUUUGCCACAGGAAGUUGGAUAACCUCAUGAUGUUAGGUGGAAUAAAAAGUGCACAGAGAGUUCUUUCUUCACUGGUCAGGGUAAUUCUGUGUUUUUCAGGCUCAUACUUGGUUCUAUUUUUGAAAAACUAUUCUGAAGAAAGAAAAACUGGGGAGGAAGCAAAGCCUAAGGAAUUUAACCAAGAAAAUCAUAUAUAGAUAAUAAGUGGAAGUACAAGUGCUGCCUUCCUUGCUUCCACAUUUAUCUGCACCUAAAGCUUCAAUGCUGUAAAAUGCUGAGUCCAGGAUUAGACCAGUGAGCUCACCUCAAAACAUAUCAGAGUCAUGAGCAAGCAGUUUGUCAGUAAGAUUAUUCCCAUAAGCCAGCACUGAACCUUGAAUAUUCCUUAACUCUGUUUUCCCAGCCACAAGGUGCUGGUCUUAAUCCUUCCUGUUGCAGAGUUGGAUGGGACUCCAGAAAGCCUGUCCCAGUGCUUUUCAGGGAAGCUGUGUAGCAGUUUUGUUUCGUUUGCAUAAGUACAGUAAAUCAGGAGUUAAAUGAAUGAGACACUAAGAUAGUAAAAUUGGUGCUGUUGCACACGUGUACAAUCCAGAAAAGUUCUUUUUUUCCAUCAGUAUUUUAAUAGGACUUUCAGGUGGUAGCUGAUAUUUAUUUAAAGUGUAGCAAUCGUAUUUUAAUUUCAAUGCAUAUUUUUAGAAGCUCUGUAAGUCUUUGUUUUCAAGGGCUUUUCUAAUUCCAUCUGACCUUCUCAGGCAGAGAUUCUGCUAACUUUGAUAUCUGUUAGUAAUUCAUGAAAACAAAAUGUUAUUGAAUUAUGAGAUCUGAAGUGGCCACAGUAAUUUGGACCCACUAACUUCCCAGUGGUGAUUUUGCAGGAUUUACGAGUGGAAGCCACUAAGUUUCUUCAUUGAUGAGUAUUGCACAACUUUAUUUAGCAAGAAAUUGCUCCUUCCCUCCCCCCUCCUUCCCCCCCCCUUUUGCUGCCUCAUCAUCAAAGAAGUGGGAAGUAGAUAAAGGAAUGAGAUGUGAAAUUUGACAUCCUACCAAGGGUCGGUUCCACUUGACCCUUCUUUAAGUAAGAGCCACUGGUACUCUGUCACCCAGAGGAGUGAACAGAGAGUAAUGGCACCAUCUCACUUCAGAUAUUGUAUUUAAGUUCCUAAAAUGGGGUUGGUACCAUCUUUUAACUUGCCUGAAAAUCAGACUGAAUUUGUGCUAGCAACCUGCACUGCUCCAUUGCUCAUUAACAAGGAGGAAUAAAUGUUCCUGGAGGAAGACUCAUUUGACCUGUUUUAGAAUGAAGCAAAUUUUCCACUGGUUGUGCCUAAUAGUUUUAUCUUGUUUUUACUUUCACAUGCCAAAGGUCAAGCAGACAAAUCCCUUACUUCUGUUAAAUAACUUUAGAGCGCUUCUGUUGCGAGUCAUCCUCAGGAGCCUCUCUGGGUACUUAAGCUCCUCACUCAUGCACCUAACUUGGAUUCUUACAGUUAGGCUAAACAGGAUCCGUCAAGGACCAGCAAAGAAGCACUACCUCUUCUGCAGAAGCCUUUCUCAGCCAUACCUUUGAGUGUGGAGAUAAGAAGUUUGCAAUAAGGCAACUAUUUGGCUUGUAAACUAUCAUUUCACUACUGUUGAUCUGAUUGCAUCACACACUGUUCAAAGUGGAGCACUAAUUAAGAUGAAUUUUUAACAAAGUUCAUUUAAAGCAAUAUUGUAAUAGUUGAUAGUUAGCCUGUAAACUUCUGAAAAUCGAGAAGUUAGUCCUUUUUAUUUUGGAAAAGUUUUGAACAUCACCACUUUUAAUUACAAUGGGUGCAUCUUAUUUUGUUUGUACCACUGUUACGUCAUUGUGACUGUCAGUCUGUAUCUUUCUACAAGAGGAACAGGGAAGCUUUGGAUUUCGAACCUCUCCUGAAUCUAUGAGCAGCCUAAUGUGAAAGAUGCGUUCUGCAGUGCAGUGGCACAGCUGUUUUUGUACAGAACAAAGAACGUUUGGUGCUGAUCUCUUGCCUCAGUUUGUUAAAUGGUUUCCAGGAUAUUUAUCAGGCUUGGAUUUCCUAUAGGACAGACUGGGUGGUUGUUAGCAGUUUGAAUAGUAAAUGAGUCGACUCUUCAGUCUGCUGAAAAGUUAUUCACAAAACUAAUCAUGCAUUAUCAGAUUUGUUUCUCAAAGAACUCUAGUUUUCUGAAUUUCUAACAGUUUUAACAUUAAGGUAUUCCUACUUUUGACUAUUUUUUUUUUAACAGCAAAGGCAUGGUGAAAAAUGCCAUUAUGUUUACAACCAUUUAAGACUGUGAGGCCUUUUAUUGGACAAAGAGACUGUAUUUUGUGAUUCAAAAGCCGGAGUGCAGGAUGAUGAGCCUCAGGAACUCAGCAGUAUUAAUUCACCACCUGUACACCACAGCCUGUAUUCCCAGGCGAGGACCAGGUGUGGGCAGAACUCUGUGCAGCUGCCCUCUGCUGAUGCCCAUCGCUGCUCUCUGCACCUUGAGAACACACCAGCAGCUCCACGUGGUGGUGGGAAUCACCUCUGCUGUGCCCUGUGUGCAAUGCAGAGGAAUUUAAACCCAAUUCCAAAGAAUGUUACAUAUGUUGGCGUUUGCAUGCAGGUUGUUUUUAUUUGGGGGUAACAUGCUUAAGAAUUUAUUGUGUGGGUUCAGAAAGUUAGGUCGUGGUCUAAACUUUGUUGGGUUUUGUGAGAUGUUUGUCUGUACCAAUAUUCAGAAAUUUUGUUAUAAAGGUUGCUGUAAGUUUGUAUCACAGCAGUAAUUUUAUGUUGACUUCAUUUCAUUUACCUCCUGUACAGGAUCUUUGCUGAAAUACAGAAAUGCACUAAGUCCUACAAACAUAAAUCUUUAAGAGAGUUCAGACUGGAACUUCACAAUGUUUUUCUCUGAACAAAUAUGGAGGUAAAGCCAUCUUCUGAAUAUUUGCACUACCAGAGUUAAGUAUUUGCAGUUCAUUGUGCUUUUUAUGCCUCAUGGUUGUCGUUGUCUGGCCUUUCCUAGAAAUAAUAAUUUCAUCAGUUUCAGUAAGUUUUCCCAUUAUUUUGCUAAGACCUAAUUAAUGCUAUGCUAGCUGUAAGCAUCUCUGUCACCAGCAGUGGACGAUGUAACUGGGUUAAAUUUCUUGUUUCUAAAUACUUUUCUGUGGGAGGAUUUUUACUGGACAUACUGAUUUUGCAUCUGUAAAUAGAUUUUGUGCGUGUGUGUAUUUGUGAUAUUACUUAAAUAUAUUUUGCUGGUUUGGAUGCUCA